This is a messenger RNA of Miscanthus lutarioriparius, 234 nucleotides long. The record is from the annotation of a GenBank genome assembly. Lineage: Eukaryota; Viridiplantae; Streptophyta; Magnoliopsida; Poales; Poaceae.
AUGGCCCAACCUGAAGGUGCUCGUGGUUCGGACCUCACAUGGGAUCAAGUUGAUGAAGCCAUUGGUGCAUCAUGUGAGCUUCGAGGUCGUAAUCUUCCUAGGACCUACGCUCGUCGUGCAAGGCAUAUAUCAAGAGUGGUUGAAGAAGAUGAGGAAGAGGGAGAGGAAGAAGAGAUCAUUUUGGAUGAUGAUGAUAUAGAUGAUUUUGGUGAACAACCAAUGGAUGCUACUUAA